AUGUGUGAAAAUGAUAAUGAUUUGGAAGCAAAAAUGGAUUCAGUUGGUGAAUUUAAACCAACUGAGAGUGAAGUAGGUAUUGAAAGUAGAAAUGAUUAUGAAGAAGAGGUUCAGAAGAUUGACAAAGGAAAACAAGAUGUUGAACAUAUGAAUUCUAACAAUGAUUGCGGCAGCAGUAGUAGUAGUAACGGUACAAACACAAAUAAAAAACUUCACCAAAGUUGA
Molecule: messenger RNA, 225 nt
Organism: Entrophospora candida
Lineage: Eukaryota; Fungi; Glomeromycota; Glomeromycetes; Entrophosporales; Entrophosporaceae
Source: the annotation of a GenBank genome assembly